AUGGAGGAGGUAGGUUUGCCAGAACGUUUGUUUCAGACAGGGUAUGAACCCACAUGCUGGAAGAGAAUUAACAACUACUUCAACUUGCGGUGGGUUGAGAUUGUAAAAGCAGCACUUUCAGAUGCUCAGCAGGAGAUGUUGGCGGAAUCUCUGUUUAGACAACUGAUGUUUAUGGGGACUCAUACAUUUUCCGUCAUGUUCGCGCACCAGAUUUUAUCACGUCAGUUGGUGACGAGGAAAUUGUACGAGCUGUGGUGGUUGUUUGCAGGGAAGCCAAUUCGAUAUGGUAUUGCAGACUUUGAAUUGGUGACGGGUCUCAAUUGUGGAUCCCCUCCUACCCCGAACGUAGGUGCGCAGAGGUUGGGGAAAGGGAAAAAAAAAAGCAAAGCAAAGGGAAAACAAAAAGACGAAUACAAAGAUGAUGACAGCCGAUUGCGUUUGGGUCUUCUCCUCCUCGUAGAAGGCAUUCUAUGCCCAACUAGUGGUUCAACACAGAACAGACCAGAAGUGGUUGAGAUGUUGAGCGAUAUUCCUAUGUUUAUGGAACAUCCUUGGGGGAGGGAGUCGUUUCUGUUAACGGUUGGAAGCGGGAAGAUUAGGGGAGCCGGACAGUUGGUGCAAGACACCCUUGCAAUACAAGGUUUUGCACACGCUAUGGUUCUAGUAACAGUCUGCAGCUUCCCCCAGAUUAUUGCAGAGCCACGCUUAGGGGAGGAUCUGGUGAAUGAGGAGCUUCCCAUAGAAGACAUUGUUGAUGCUGUUUGUGCGAGAAGCGUUAAAAUAAAUGUUGUUACGGUUCAAAAUCUAGAGCUUAUUGGGCAGGCUUCAGUUCGUUCCAUACUAUGCGACGGUUCUGACAUUCCUCCCUUCCCUGAUAAGGUGGAAGAUAUGGCAGUUGCUCACAUGGUAUCGUUGAUUCGGGAUGGCUUCCCCUUCGAAAUCAAUACCUGGCAGGGGGGGGGGGGUGUUAAGGCAAUUAAUGCAAAACAAUGGAAGAGUGGUUAUGGAGCAGACGGUUUAGGAGACUCGGGGGGGGGAGAACAUGGUCAACCCGUAAAUACAGAUGGUCAUGGAGGAGGGGGUGGUCUUGGGGUUACGGUGGAUUUACCAAAUCUCGUCCAUGGUUUGGCAAAUGAACUAGAAGCACGUGAAGGGCCCUUGUUAGCCCUUUUGAAAACCCACAUUACGCAAGAAAUGCGUUCACUAAAGGACGAAAUUUUCGCACGGGGAGGGAUAUCUGCACCAUGCGGAAUGGCUGAUCCAGCAAGAGGAGAUGCAGGCAUAUUGAAUUCUGGUAGUCCAAUUACCGUUCCUAGAGUACAAACAAGGAACCCAGUCGUAUCAUCAGACACUUCUACUGGCUGUGGGGGUGCAGAGCAACAGAAGCACAGAGGUGGCCAAUUGGAUGAUGGAACUUCUGAGUCUGCCAAAACAACUCAGUUCUCCGGUGGUAAUGGAAGGGGAGCCACUCCCCAUCCUGGUGGCCCAAUCACCAAUGAAGUAGCUCCUCUGGAUUCUGUUGACCAUUGCCCAGCUAUGGGGGAGGCUCGGGAAGAUGGCGGCGAAGAGACGUCCACUUCAGAUGGUGGUCAUGGCAAAAAUGAUUAUGGUUCGGCAAAAAAUCUGGAGAUCAUACCUCCGCCGAAUGAUGACACUAGUAAGGAGGACUGCAGUGCCCCUCCUUCCCCAUCUGAGGAAUCUGAACCGACAUCUAUGGAUGUUCAGCUUCAACCCCACAGUUCCCCAAUUAAGGAUGCUACGCUUCCAAAUGAUAGAAGCCAGAGUCGCCGAUUAUUGACCCCAACCUUGCCAAACGUCCCACUUGGAGGCGCUGCUGUAUUGAUUUCAAUAGAGAAAGGGGAAACAAAAGGUAAUCCUAAUCCGUCUGAAGCUGUUCAGAAAAGGACUAGCAAAAGGCUGCAUAUACUAUUUGUGCCGUUUUCACCUCCACAACCACCGCCUAAGAAGAUAAAGGGGAAAGGAGGACGGAAGAAAACAGGGAAGCGUACAAAAAAAGUCCAACCAGAAAUGGCUACUGUUUCAGAAGUAUGUGCCUCUGCAACGACAUCACCCACGAAACUGACACAGCCGUUUGACACACCUACGACCGUUGGCCCUUUGGUUGGGGGGUUUAGUCCAUGUGUUCGUCUUAAUGCAUUCCGCGUUGCUGGGUUUUGCACUCUCAUGCAUACGGAAAGGGAUUACAAUCUUGGAGAAGGGGUUAUUGUACCGAAUUCUGUUUUCAAGUCUUUCUUUGAAGUUGCGGUCCCACAACCUAUUAAGGCGGUAGACAUGUUAGUCACAUUUAUUAGAAGCCGACUGCGUAAAGAAGAUAUACAAUCUUCUCAAUUCCUACCAGGCAGUCUCGUGGAAGCUCUUCGUGGAGAGUACCAGCAAUUCAUUCGUGUUCAAGAUAUUGCAAAAUUAAGUUUCUCAAGUAUUUUCGGGGAUCCAUGCUUCUCCAAUAUGACCUGGUCAGAGGAGGUCCAAGUACUGUACUGCCCAUUUCAAGUCGACGGGAGGCAUUGGAUUGGGGUUGUGAUAGAUAUAGCACAGUGGCGUAUCUAUGUUUUAGAUUGCAACUGUGCUUGUGUGCAAGAUGAAAAGUUGGAAACACUCCUACAACCCUUUGGAGUCCUCAUGCCUUUCUUGAUACACCUCAAUGGAGGCGACGCAUUGAACGAAGCAGCUACGAAAUCUCCUCUGCAGCUUACCCGGCUAGACCUACCUAUAUGCUGUGAACAAAAAGACAACAUGGCCCAGGUCUCUAAUCUAACAGAAGAGAGGCUUUCGAUUGCAGCAAAGACCUAUGCAGUUGAAGCUUUCGCAUGUUUCAAUCCGGAAUACUUGAAGGAAUUUCCAAAGGAGUAA
Messenger RNA from Brassica napus (rape), 2871 nucleotides. RefSeq lists its product as uncharacterized. Gene Ontology annotation, molecular function: cysteine-type peptidase activity. Bases 1 to 2871 code for a protein of 956 amino acids. The record is from RefSeq and is a predicted model, not a curated record. The transcript is spliced from 10 exons. NCBI's taxonomy places the organism in Eukaryota, Viridiplantae, Streptophyta, Magnoliopsida, Brassicales, Brassicaceae. Gene Ontology annotation, biological process: proteolysis.